AUCGAGUGCAUUGACCCAAUGACCCGUGCGAUGCUGAAAAACAAAUCAGCUGACAUAAAGAGACCAGAAGGAGUACCUAUUUUCCUAUUUACAUUGGCAGUAUAUAGCUAUGGUGUCACAUUUUGUUUUCCUGGUGUUGGUGAUUACUUUGAUUGACUGCAUAAGUCUCUGUGUCUGUGAUAACUACAAAUGGGACCGUUUCAUCUUCGCACAAGAAUGGCCAACGGCUGUGUGUCAGAAAGCUAAUGAAACAGGACACAAAUGUCAUAUUCCCUCCCAGGUAAAUACUUGGGGUAUACAUGGUCUAUGGCCUACUUUUGAACAUACAAAAGGCCCAACAGAAUGUCAGAUAUCAAAGCCAUUCAACUUUACGCUGAUAAAGCCAUUGGUGAAAGAACUCCAGGUUUUGUGGCCUAACAUGUAUGUCGACACUGUGACAGAAAGCUUCUGGCAACACGAAUGGGAUAAACAUGGACGCUGUGCUACCACCCUCCCCGCUACUGCAAAUGAAUAUUUGUACUUCAAAAAAGUGUUACAACUCAUGGAAAAAUUCAGUGCUUCCACGUUAUUGAAGAAUAUGGGCAUUUUACCUAGUAAGACGGCACACUACACAUUGGACCAGAUACAGUUUGCCCUGAUGCGAGAAUUAGGUAACAAGACCGUCGUCAUUGAGUGUGUGAAGGAUUCUAAAACUGGCUUGGACAUGAUAUUUGAAGUGGAGAUCUGUCUGGAUAAGGAGUUCAAUCCAAUAGACUGUUACACUACUCAGAAUCGCCAGGACAACUCCGCCAGUGGCCAUUUUCUCAGGAAACACAGUGGCAAUGAAGAGGGAAACUGUCCCCGUGACAAAAAGGCUUUUGAAUAUCCUCCUAUCCCAGGAAAUUGAGAGUUCGGACAACAAGAUCAUUGCUGAUGUACCAGCAUAUCGGCGCUGAUGCAGUUAAAUCUGUAUCUUAUGCCAUUUACUGUUGUAUACCUUACCUGGAAAGAGAUUUCGGAAAUAUUAUUUAUUCUUUUCUCAAACAUCACCUGAAUUCAUUUAUCCAUGAUAUUUUUCUUUCAAAUUUUCAAAAAUUCACAUUAUUUUCUUCAAUCAGAUUUCUGUUUACAAAGUAGCUGCAAGGAGAGAAAUUAUUUUAGCAUCCUGUUUAUGUAGUAAGCCUCGUGUACUAGUUUAUUAAUAUUAUGAUAAUAUAUAGAGAGAGAGAGACAGAGAGAGAGUCUGUAUACUGCACAUAUUGAUCUGAGAAAUUAACAAGUGUUGUAUUUUUGUAAACAAUUAUCAAAAAUUAAGGCUCCUGAAAGUUGUACUAAUUCAACUGUGGAUCUGUUUGUUAAUUGAGAAUAGAUAUUUCUACCACAAUAGUUUAAGGUUUACACAAGUUUGGAAUUUGAUCAUAUUAAACAUCUAAAUAACAUUUAAACAUUUAGCAGUGUCAUGUUAUUACCUCUUUUUCAUUAAUCCAUAAUUAAAUCUACAUAAGUAACAAUCAUAGACGUAAAAUUCCAAUUAUUUACAUCUCCAUGCUUAAUCCGGUAAAAAAUUAGCUUGAAAAUGGUGGUCCAGUUAAUGUAAAAAAAUGAAUGUAAAACAAAAACAAACAAAAUGCUAUUUUCUUUGUACUUCAUAUUUGCCCUGCUUGGCAUACACAAGAACACAUUGAUGCAAAACAGGUCAAUUUAUCCUCAGAAAAGCUUUUCUAUUGUGGUAGAAUCAGAUUACACAAUAUCCGGUUGUUGCAUAUAGAAUUUCAUUUGAGUUACUUUUUUUCCACUAAAGCUCACGUUUUUUGUAUGUUUUGAAAAAUAAUGAACUUGAGUUAUGAGAUGUAUAACCUCUAUAGAUAUGGAAAUAUAAACAUAUAAAGACACCAUAUUUUAAUGUUUGUAUAUAUACAAUAGAUAUAUAAAUCAUAAAUACGUACAAACUAUGCAAUGUAAAUUGUUUGAUCAGGAAAACAAGUGUUUUAAUUCAGAAGCACUUGGUCUAUGUAUGAUUUUACCUUGAUGAAAAUAUCUAACUUGUUAACAAUAUAUUUUGGUCAGUUUUUAAGUAUUUAUUAAUAUUUUUCAGUACAUGUAUUUAUCAAUAUUUAUUUUAAACCUAAUUUAUAUUCAUAUCAGAUCUGAAUUACUGGUGUGUUCUUGCUGUUUAUGUUCAGUCUUCUUUUUUAUAUGGCAUUAUUAAGAUCUAUACUGCAAAUCUUUGCCACCAUUUAAUUUUCAGUUUCUUUCUCACGACUAUGAACAUCUCUCUCAACUUAAUAAUCUCUGCUGUCUGUUGUCUUGUUUUUCAUACACUAGGAGUGUGAUAUCUAAGUUAUUUGACAGUCUUUUGGGUAUAUGUUGUAUUUGAUUUUUGUUUCUGAUCAGAUGAUUUGUAAUAUGAUCUCACAAAUUACCUCCCUUUAUAUUCCAAUGUGAUGUUGCAGUGUCCGUCUUCCGUCUAAUAUAAAAUAUUUAUUUACAUCGUGACAAAGAUGAUAGGUCUGUGAUAUGCUUGAAUCAGAGUUACUAAAUUUCAAAUGAAUGACCUUGACCCAAGUUCUGGACCAAGGCGGACUUCUAAAAUUGCCUUGUGCUGACCCAGAGGUCCAGUCAUGCUUUGCCAAUUCUUUGCCAAUUCUAAGUUGUUGCCCUUUGCUUAUUUGCAUGAUGUGCAUUAAACAAGGUUAAGUUCUUUAUUAGAUGCAUAUGUAUAUUUAGGGAAAGACUGUAGAUGUCUUUAGAUUUUGAGGCUACAUUUGGAAGGUAGCUGCAUUUUGACCUCUUGCUUGAAUGUCAGUCAACUUUCAGUCAUCCAACCUUCAAUCCAGAUACAUUAAUGUAUUGCCAAACAUAUAAUGCUGCCUGAACCAUUUUAAGUACAUAUAUAAAGUCUGUAUGCUCAGGUCACAGGAAGAAGUGACAUUUGACAUGUAGGUUUCUAGGAUGACAAGCUAUUUAAUUUAAGAAAUAACUAUGAUCUUUGAUCGAAAAGAGUGAAAAUCUUCUUUAAAAUGAUAUAAGUAGUGUAAUGAUAUCUGACCUUUCACUUUCAAGCUGUGAAACUUGCUAAAAUUUGACAUUUUCCUACUUUGACGGUUAAAAAAAAAUUGGCAGCAUUAUUAUCAAACAGGUGAGCAGAACGGGCCCACGGGACUCUUUGUUAAGAAGUUGGAGGGGGAGAAGUAUGUACCAACUGUUCUAGUGCAAUAUCAACAUGGUCUCUACAAGUAUAACUGUACCAUUGUUGUAGUUAAUUGGAUUACUGUUUUUGUAUUUUGUGUUAUUUCAUGACGAAGGCGUCACUUUUGUUUAGUGCUAAAUUUUCGUAAGAGAAUGCUUAUACAUUGCCGUUUUGCAUUACAACAUUGGUAAGGGAGUGCUUAGCCAUUCAGAGCUUCCGGUAGACCUUUGAGUGUAUGUAUCAACUCCCCAAAAUGAGAUUUGACUUUUACAUUUGGAGGGAUAUGUAUGUUUUGACACUUAUGAUUUCUGUGAUUUCUGAAAUAACUAAAAUGCACUGUCAUUGUUGUUGCAUUAUAACAACAAUGCUGUCACAUUUUUGUUUCAUAUUGCGACAUCAUUCGCAUUGUUGGAUUUUGCCGAUUGUCAGGUCAUAAUUUAAAUACUGUACAUAUAUAUAUAACAAAUAAGUUCAUUGCUAUAUAUAUAUAUUGUCAUUUUGGGAGUGUUUUGAGCUCUGUAAUUCAAAUGAAGAUGGAAUCAGUGAUGGUUAUGUACAUAAAUGUACAUUGAUGAGAGUUAUGUAUCAACAUGUGUAGUUAGUUUGUAUAUUGGAAACAUUCCAUAACUGUAUAUCUAUCUACAUUUGUAUAUCAGGGACAUAAAAAUAGAUAUGCAUAUAUAUUUGUAUAAAGAUAUAUUUUGUAUAGUCAAUAUCUACUGCCUAUAACAAUGAUGGCAUUCAAAUGGUUCUUUGUGACUUUGAGUAAUUAAAAACAUACUUUGAAUUGAGAA
Messenger RNA from Pecten maximus, 3963 nucleotides. RefSeq names its product ribonuclease Oy-like. Gene Ontology annotation, cellular component: extracellular region. The coding region runs from base 110 to 886 and encodes 258 amino acids. The record is from RefSeq and is a predicted model, not a curated record. NCBI's taxonomy places the organism in Eukaryota, Metazoa, Mollusca, Bivalvia, Pectinida, Pectinidae. Gene Ontology annotation, biological process: RNA catabolic process. The transcript is spliced from 10 exons. Gene Ontology annotation, molecular function: ribonuclease T2 activity; RNA binding.